This is a messenger RNA of Penicillium antarcticum, 627 nucleotides long. RefSeq lists its product as uncharacterized. Lineage: Eukaryota; Fungi; Ascomycota; Eurotiomycetes; Eurotiales; Aspergillaceae. The transcript has 4 exons. Bases 1 to 627 code for a protein of 208 amino acids. The record is from RefSeq and is a predicted model, not a curated record.
AUGAAUAUCUGGACAAGCCUGUUCUCAGAAAUGUCACUGCUGAUAGCCCAUAAGAUGUCCCGCUUGAUACGGUGCGUCACGACUGCAAAUUACAACACGAGUUUAACUAUUGACAUGAUUCGGAAGUAUCUUGGAAGUGUUGUUGAAGGGAAGCAUGGUUCUGCCCUAGUAUCUCAAAUUUAUGGACACAAAGAUGCGGGAACAUAUCCUAAGGCGUAUUUGUUACAUUGCUCUUCGAUUGAUACAGUCUCGGCCGUCCUGGGAGAAGAAGAUCAGUCACACCAUAUCGAGUACUUCCAAGGCGUUGAGAGGUUUUAUAAACAUGGACUUCCAGGGGAGUUGCCGGCUGAAAUUGAGGCCAGUAUCCUGCAGAAUCCAGAACUGAUCGAAGACGACCGCUGGGUACGAGAGCGACGAGAUCAAAGAAUCCUCAGCAGGGGUAAAGAAGAGCCAGUGAUUAGUGACAACGAUGUUUAUACGCGGGCUCAAUCUUUUAUCAUGCCCGAGAUUGCCCGGAUCUCAGCUUUGAUGUCUUCUGAUAAGGAGCUUUCGUUUAAUGAGAUGCUUCUUUUUGUGGAUGAUCUAAAAUCUCAUUGUGGACGGGAUUUCGAGGUGGCUUAUUCUUAA